CCCAAGUUGUGCUCUUAAUUAGAGCCAUGGCCGUCCCAACAGCUCUUCUGCUUCUCCUCCUAGCGGUGGCUCCAGUGGUGUAUGCCACAAAUUAUAAUGUGGAGUGGUCACAAGGUGUGGAUUACGUGAAAUGGGCUUCUGGCAAGACUUUCUUCGUCGGCGACACACUUGUGUUUAGUUAUGGGGGAUUGCACAGCUUGGCCGAGGUGAGCAAAUCCGACUACGACAGUUGCAACAUAGGCAAUUAUAUCAGACUGUCCAGCAACGGAAAUGACGUGGUUAAACUGAGCCAACCAGGGCAAAGGUACUUCCUAUGCCCAACAUCGAACCACUGUGACGAAGGGAUGAAACUUGCAAUCACAGUUUCCAGCGCUAAUACUCCGACCGGCGAUACGCCCACGACGCCUAGCACAGAUGCAGCAGCUAGCAACUUGUACAACGCGAAUGCUUUGGUGCUUGGAGCUUCGGCUGUGUUCGCGGUGCUUAUGGGUUAGGAGAGAGGCAGUGCAGCAGCUCUUGUUUAGUUUUCUUCUUACCCCGUGUGAUUGAACCAGUACUAGUAGUAUUUUGUUAGGGCCAAUAUAUGGUUCAAGAAAUUGUAUAAGUUAAAAACCCACCAAAUAAAUACAAAAUUAAACCCAUAAAAAGAUUUUGAUUGGAAUCAGUUCCUUUCGAAAAUAAGAUGGAAAAUUCCUGACCAAAAAUUAGGAGUUUGAUGAUAAGAUAAGAAAAAGGGCAAACCUAGAGAGACUUGAACUUGAUGAUGAUUAAGGUUUUAAAUCUCAGAAAAUUUCAAAGGAAAAUCCCGGGAUAUGUAUGUAUGAUUCAUGUUAAUUGGUGAAGGGGAAUUCUAGGUUGGUAG
Messenger RNA from Nelumbo nucifera (sacred lotus), 862 nucleotides. RefSeq names its product uclacyanin-2-like. Gene Ontology annotation, cellular component: plasma membrane. Gene Ontology annotation, molecular function: electron transfer activity. The record is from RefSeq and is a predicted model, not a curated record. NCBI's taxonomy places the organism in Eukaryota, Viridiplantae, Streptophyta, Magnoliopsida, Proteales, Nelumbonaceae.